CCUGAUUUCUGUCUUGGACAACAGAACAACCCACAGGGGGUGCCUCAACAUGAAGCUGGUGUUUCUAUUCUUGUUGGUCACCAUCCCCAUUUGCUGCUAUGCCAGUGGUUCUGGCUGCAGUAUUCUAGAUGAAGUUAUUAGAGGUACAAUUAACUCAACUGUGACUUUAAAUGACUAUAUGAAAUUAGUUAAGCCAUAUGUACAUGAUCGUUUUACUGCAAAGGCUGUGAAGCAAUUCAAGCAGUGUUUUCUAGAUCAGACCGACAAGACUCUGGAAAAUGUUGGCGUGAUGAUGGAUGCAAUAUUUAACAGUCAAAGCUGUCAACAGUCAUCCUAAACGUCUACAAGAUCUUUGGCUCACAGGACUCCAGAAAACUGGCAAUGGCAAGCAACUGAUAGCACAGAUCAUAACUCUUCUUUCUUGACCCUUUUUUCUACCUAUAAAGUGCAAGACAAUUGUUGAAACCUCACAUUUAUGUCUUUCCAUUUUAUUAAAUCAUCUGCAUACAA
Messenger RNA from Rattus rattus (black rat), 510 nucleotides. RefSeq names its product secretoglobin family 2A member 2 (gene Scgb2a2). Gene Ontology annotation, biological process: androgen receptor signaling pathway. The transcript is spliced from 3 exons. Lineage: Eukaryota; Metazoa; Chordata; Mammalia; Rodentia; Muridae. The record is from RefSeq and is a predicted model, not a curated record. Bases 50 to 337 code for a protein of 95 amino acids.